This is a messenger RNA of Synchiropus splendidus (mandarinfish), 813 nucleotides long. RefSeq names its product CD79b molecule, immunoglobulin-associated beta (gene cd79b). The record is from RefSeq and is a predicted model, not a curated record. The transcript has 5 exons. Gene Ontology annotation, biological process: B cell differentiation; B cell receptor signaling pathway. Gene Ontology annotation, cellular component: B cell receptor complex; external side of plasma membrane. The coding region runs from base 59 to 688 and encodes 209 amino acids. Lineage: Eukaryota; Metazoa; Chordata; Actinopteri; Syngnathiformes; Callionymidae.
AAUAGUAUUUGAGGUGCACAUACCCGAGAUCAUAAAAACAACAAGGCUUGCCUCCAGAAUGCGCUGGCUGCUCGUUGGAGUUCAUGGAUUUAUCUUCAUCCAUUUUGGAGUGACGGGGAAAGACGCCUUGUCCAUAACUCAGAAGCCGCGUUUCUACGGCGUUCGAACGGGCCAAUUCGUCUACAUCAUCUGCCAGCCCUCAGUGGGGGAUAAGCCUGCCCACGUCCAGUGGUACAAGGCCUCAGAGGAUGAUGUUCAUGUGCAUGCCAGACAGCCCUUGGAACAGGCCAAGACAGGUGACAGCGGUGUGAUCCAAAAUGCUGUUCUCUUCCUCAAGAACUUGGAGGUGGAGGACACUGGAGUGUACUUCUGCAAGAUAAACAGUACUUGGGGGUUUGGGACAGGAUUGCAAGUCGCCAGACCACUUGACCGAAACCAGGCUGCAUUUCGGAGCAGUAUGAAGGAUGGAUUCAUCAUCCUGCAGGCUCUUCUUCUGACUGUGUGUGCUGUGGCCUUUCUUCACCACAACAGGAAGCUGUUGGUGAAACAUGACAUUGAAUAUGAAGAGCCUGAAGUUGAUCACAUCUAUGAGGGGUUGGCCAUCGAGUCGCGCACAGAGGAGUUAUAUGAAGAACUCCCAGUCUACGACCAAAUGGAGUGCACUGAGGACCCGUGGGGGCAAAACUGAAGCCAAAAAUCCGAUCGUAUUCCAAGAUAUUAUUCAAAACCUGAAGCGAAAGUGAUGUUACACAUGGGUGGUUGUGAUUUACUGGUUAGACAUCAAGAAAAUGUCCAAAUAAAACACAAAUGAGA